Cantharellus anzutake is the source of this 2316-nucleotide messenger RNA. RefSeq lists its product as uncharacterized. The coding region runs from base 1 to 2316 and encodes 771 amino acids. NCBI's taxonomy places the organism in Eukaryota, Fungi, Basidiomycota, Agaricomycetes, Cantharellales, Hydnaceae. The transcript is spliced from 8 exons. The record is from RefSeq and is a predicted model, not a curated record.
AUGAGUGUACCUCAAGAAGAACAGAAUGAGGGGGAAACCGCCAAUACUGCCAAAGGGAUUCAGAAAACUCCUAUUCGCAGUGGAUCAAGGCCCAGCUUGAGUUCGGCCAGUCAAUCUCGUUUGCUUACUGGAACUUUGAAAUCCUAUCGGGCGGGAGAAAUGGAAGAGCCCAUUCGUGUUGACUUGGAGAGUACCCAGAAAUGCAAAGUGGUCGACAUGAUCGACUUUUUGCUCGCGUUCUGCCUGUCGGGAAAGGGCAAAGUUGUCUCCGCUCGUGAUGAGCAGGUGCUAUCAUCUGCCUUUGAGAAGGUGAAGGAAGUAGCAAACCAGGAAGGAACCACGCUGAGGACUGAGCUCUCCAAGUUCCUCAAAGCCGGGACAGAGGCAGAAAUGUGCGAUCCAUUCGUAAUCGCUUCUAACUAUGCCCUAGAUCAGCUUUCGAAAAUCGAUAUCAAAGGAUUGCCUCAGCACUCUGCCGACAAGCAGAUUGCAACCAUAACCACAUGGACGCACACGUGUACCGCAAGCUCUAAAAACCUAGAGCUGGCAUGGAAAAAGGUUCGAUCAACAGUAGAAGUGAAACCUGACAGGUUACCGAUGCAAGUCAACCCGAUGAGGACAUUCAACAACAAGUUCGAAGACCUCAAGGAAUCAGAGCCGUGUACCCCGUUCGAUGAUGACCUCUCAUCUAUUAGACGGAUGCAACCCAAAUUAAAAUGCGAGUGCGCACCUCUCGAUGGCUCCAGGGAAUCGGAUAGGGUGGCCGCGAGAAAGGGCCCAAUCACGCCGGAACGUAUCUCGGAAUGGGCACACCCUCAUGGCAUGAAGCCCAAGACAGAAGCGCUCAAUGACCACAAUACGACAAAACGAUCGAAGACUGAGAAGGAUGCUGCAGGAAGUUCCAAACCUCCGGCGGUCCCGCUAGUCGACAUUCAGAAUGGGGUCUACGCUGCAGGGAGGCUCUCCUGCUCCGUUGACAUCACUCACGCUAUUAACUUCAUUUUACACGGGAGCCAAAUAUACAUUACAUGGUCAGACAGGCAGAGUGUUAUUCGAACGGGGGGCUUCAAUAUCGUCGAUGACCUGCCUCACUUCCUUUUGGUCCUACUCAUUAUGCAAAGGUUCGAUCUAGCACACUGGGGUUUCUUUACUGCGUUCGAGGGGUCGAGUAUCUGUCCCGAACGACGGUCCAAGGAUUCAGUCUUCAAAACCACCCUCAUCCAGGAUACUACGAUCCAUACCCUCCCCAAUGAUGAUCUUAUCUAUGGUGGGGUCAAUCUGACGGGCCGUUCGACCGUUGUAGCUGGGGUCAGGAAGGCUGACGGUUUGAAUCUGAGUACUUUGGAUAUUCAGGAAGCUAACGACUUGGUCGCCAAGGCUUCCUGGCCAGAGGAAACGCGGACUAGUGAGAGCAACACAGACCUUCCCUAUGUAACGUGUUCGAUGGGGUUCAUCCGGAAGUUUCUGGAUCUGGACACGACCAGGGUGCGAGCGCUUCGUUUCGUCAUACUUGACCGUCUGGGGGAGCUCAAGCGUCUAGAUGGGGAACACAUGCUAAUCGCAUAUUUGGACUGUUUCUUCUGUCAUUGGGCAUUGUGGGAAAGGAAUAUCUGCCAUGGGGACAUCAGCACACGAAACUUGAUGUACAAGCCCGAUACGAAAUGCGGGGUUCUUGUCGACUUCGACCUAGCUCGAUUGGGCAAACAGAAGGAACUGAGCGGGAAGGACAACACUGGAACUAUGCCGUUCAUGGCCCUAGAUCUCCUCAGUGAAAAAGCAAUUAUUGGCUCGGUUUUACGUCUGUACCAACACGAUUCGGAGUCUUUUGCCUGGUGUCUCAUUUACAUCUGCAUCUGCAUGGACAAAGGAGACGAUGAUGAAAUUCUCACCAUCAGUCCCCGUCUUUUGUCUUCAUGGUUCAAGGACCCAGGUAAUUGUCGUGCUUCCAAGGCUGUAACAGAAACGGCAACCCUUCUCGCGGGGGCUCCCCUUCACAGACAGUACAGGAAUUUUGCUGAAGCGCUACGCAGGUACUGGGUUGCGCGGUUCAAUCGUCAAAUGGCAGCUGAGGAAAGAGCCAUGUUUAAUGAUCCCUUCAAGGAGGACACACACAGACUCUUUCCAGAGCAUGUGUUGCCCAAGUCCAGCAAAAAGCCGAACCAGGAUUUAUAUGAAGAACCCUCGAAUCAAGAAUUAUUGGGGCAAGUUUAUCGUAUACUCGCUGACAAUCUUGGUAUGAUUCCAAGUUCCAGGAGAAAUGUUUUGGUUGAAAAGUUGACGAUCGUGACUACAAUUUACCCGUUUGUAAGAUAUUAG